AUGGCACCCACUUCCCCCCCACCCUGGGAAACACAUGCACUGAGCCCAGCCCUGCUCCCGCAGAUCGAUGAUGUCAUCGAUGAGAUCAUCAGCCUGGAGUCCAGCUACAAUGACGAGAUGCUGAACUACAUGUCCGUGGACGGGGGGCUGCAGCUGCCCAGCACGCUGCCGGUGGCGGGGAACCUGCUGGAGAUUUAUAGCAGCCCGGCGCUCCCGGACUCAACCGUCCCCGUCAGCAACUCCUGUCCCGCCGACCUGCCCAACAUCAAGACAGAGUUGUCAGAGAAUGAAGCCAAGGCGCUGAUGAAGGAGAGGCAGAAGAAAGACAAUCACAAUCUGAUUGAAAGACGGAGACGAUUCAACAUCAACGACCGAAUCAAAGAGCUGGGGACUCUCAUUCCCAAAUCCAACGACCCGUAAGUGGGGGAGGGCACAGUCCCCCGAUGCGUGGAUUACAUCCGCAAGCUGCAGAAGGAGCAGCAGCGCUCCAAGGAGAUGGAGCUGAGACAGCGCAAGCUGGAGCAAGCCAACCGCAGCCUGCAGCUCCGAGUGCAGGAACUGGAGAUGCAAGCCCAGCUACACGGCCUGCCGCUCACCUCGCCGGCAGCGCUGCUGCCCCUGGGGGGUGCCGGGGAGGGCGCCAAGCCAGAGGGCCCUGGCCCCCCUCCCUUCCUGGCGGGCCCCUCCUGCGUCCCGGAUCCCACUGCCUCCACUGCCUGCCUCCUGGACCUUGCCUUCCCCUCAGAGGAGCUGGGCGAGGCCGGGCUGGGCUUCCCCCUGGGGCUGGGGGCUGACAGGGGCCUGGAGGACAUUCUCAUGGAGGACGGGGGGCCCCUGUCGCCCCUGGGGGCCUCGGACCCCCUGCUCUCAUCCCUCUCUCCUGGCGCCUCCAAGGGCUCCAGCCGCCGCAGCAGCUUCAGCAUGGAGGAGGAUUCCUGAUCCUGGCCCCGCCCCUCUGGGGUGGGAGGAGUCAGGGGAGCCAUGCCCAUCAGGCUCCACCCCUGGCAAUCUCCAGGCUCCACCCCCUCUUUUAUAGGCACAGCAAGCUCCUCCCUUUCUCUCCAGCUCCAUCCCAGGAGUGGCGCCCUUCGGCCACCCGUUGUGCAGGCUCCACCCCAUCUGGCUGUAGGCAGCCCCAGAGUUUCAAAAGCUCCACCCCCUCUUGAAGCUCCUCCUCAGUGUGUAAGCUCCUCCCCUUUCCCCUGGAGGGGCGGCUUCAGUUUCAGACUGUGCCCCUUUUACCCUCUGUCUCUGUCCUGUUGAAUAAGCCCCGCCCCUUUCUCUACUGCUCCACCCCCUUCCUCCAGUUAAGCUCCUCCCCUUGUUUGUUGCCACUCUUCUAGUCCCUCCUCCAACUGAGGAUGGGGAGGAGCUCUCUCCAGACCACACCCCUUAUUUGUAGUUGCCCCCUUCAGCCAUGACCUUUCUCUACUUCCUCCCCCUCUCCCCAUAACUACCCAUCACGUCCCCCUGCAGAACUUAAUUGUGGAGCAUCUGGGGAGACCCCCCCCACUGCCUAUUUUGAGAUUGGGGGAACCUUGCAGCCUCUCCCUCACAUGCUGUGUAGGGUGGGUGCUUGUGAUUUGGGGGGGCCAGAUGUGUCCCCCUAGAGAGGGGAUAUUGGGGGAGCCCCCCAAAGGAGCUAUUCCCCACAGCUGUGAAUGUAGGGGUUCAUCCGGGCACACACUGUGAGCAGAGCCAUGCACCCCCCAAAUCAUAGAAGGACAAAAGUGGGGUGCAGCCAUUGGGAGAGGGGAGCCAAUCUGCCCCCACACAAGUCCUUCAGAUCCAUGGAUGUCAGCCUUAUCCCAAGGGAGGUGGGCAUCUGGAUUUGGGGAUGGGGUGCCCCCAUUUUCAGCUUCCUCCAACCCAUUUCUCCCCCUUUUCUGAGGGUGUCCCUCCAAACAUACAAAGAGAGCUGUGUAUGAGAUGUCCUCUGGAUAAAACGUGUACCCCAAAACUGGUACUUCAGAAAAUGGGGUACCGUGGCAGUCAUAAAUUCACCCCCAAAUCUGCUCUAUGGAGGAGUAAAAAACUUUGUCCCUUCAAAAAUGGGGUGUAGGGGAAAAGGAAACAGCUGUAGGCCAAACUUUGCAUCCCUUGGGGAGCAACUAAAAGAAGGGGGUCCCUCACUUUUUGGGUGGGGUUCAGAAUAGCGCCCAUUUGGCUCCCUGAAAUAGCCUGCUAUGUGGGAGUGAGGUGGGGGUAUGACUCAUUGGCUGUGAUCUUCCAUGGGUCCUCCCCAAAAGCACGGCACCCCAAAAAUGCAUGAAUGGGGGGUUCACUGCUGAGUCCUGUCUUUUCCAUUUGGGGAAAACAGUGUUUCGGGGGAGUCUGUAUUUUGAGAGGGAAUCUGGCAGAUGGGAGGAGGGAGAUUUUUUUAAAUGCUUUUAUUUUAUACAAAUCCUAUUUUGUUUUUUUAAAGAAAAAAAUUAUAACCCUUUCCUGGCCCGUACAAAACUGGAGUCCAGGGGGUUCCCAUUUGCUCGUCCACACUCCUUGCCCAAACCCACUUUAGGGGGCGUUGGCUCCCCU
Pelodiscus sinensis (Chinese soft-shelled turtle) is the source of this 2535-nucleotide messenger RNA. The record is from RefSeq and is a predicted model, not a curated record. Lineage: Eukaryota; Metazoa; Chordata; Testudines; Trionychidae.